AUGGCAGCGUUGGCCAGUCGCAUUUGGUCGGCCUUCAACCCACCCCAGGUGGAAAAGAAGAGCACGGCACUCAAGUUUGGAAUUCUAGGAGCGGCGGGCGUUGCACCAUUGACCCUCAUCAUCCCUGCCAAGUCGCAUCCCGAAGUAAUUGUGCAAGCUGUCGCUGCACGAGACCGAACUAAGGCUGAGGCCUUUGCCAAGUCCCACGGAAUUCCCGAAGUCAAGGACUCCUACCAGGACAUUCUUGACGACCCCAACAUUGACUGCGUCCUCGUCCCCCUGCCGAAUAGCCUCCACUUCGAGUGGGCGGCCCGCGCCAUCCGCGCCGGCAAGCAUGUUCUCCUCGAGAAACCCUCCGUCGCCAACUCGACCGAGGCCGAGUUGCUCUUCAACCUGCCAGAGCUGUCCAAGCCCGAUGGGCCCGUGCUUCUCGAGGCUUUCCACAACCGCUUCUACCCUAGCUGGCAAUACUUCCUCUCGUUCGUCAGUCCGAAGGACGUGGUCCAUGCCAAGACGCACUCGUCGCUGCCCUGGUGGACAACUGGGAUAAAUGACAUCCACUACAACUACCCCCUUGCUGGCGGCACCAUGAUGUCCAUGGGCACGUACAACUACGCGGCGCUCCGAUUGGUUUUCGGCGCAAGUCCCGAGGAGUGCGUGAGCUGCGAUGCGGAGGCCUACACCGAGGGCGUCCACGACAAGGCCGACUAUGCCUUCCAGGCCAAAUUCCGCUUUCCCGGCGGAGGCAUCGGCGAGGCGUCGAGCUCUCUCAGGACCGAGGCUCUACCGCGGACCUCGUACAUCACCGUCAAGCACAGGGAGGUCGUCGUCCCGGAUGAUGACGCGAAGCUCAAAGCUGCCAGCCAGAAGAAGCUCCGCACGCGCGAGGUCACGCUGCACGGUCUCAUCCAUGGUGUCUUCUGGCACCGCAUCGAUGUCACGGACCAGUAUGAGAUCCGUGACAGCGCCGGCAAGACUGUCAAGAAGUGGACCGAGAAGAACUCGCACAAGGCCUACACCUUCGCCGAGGCUGGCCCCGAGUUCGCCGACAAGGUGCCCGGUGAGACAUUCUGGAUGUCGUACAGGCACCAGCUCGAGCAGUUCGUCAACAAGAUCAAGGGUCGCCCGACGGAGUAUUGGAUCACUGGCGAAGAUUCUAUUGAGCAGAUGAAGAUGAUCGAUAUGGCUUAUGUGAAGAGCGGGCUUGGCCCGAGGCCUACGAGCACAUAUCGGUGA
Scedosporium apiospermum is the source of this 1236-nucleotide messenger RNA. RefSeq lists its product as uncharacterized. The transcript has 3 exons. Gene Ontology annotation, molecular function: nucleotide binding. Lineage: Eukaryota; Fungi; Ascomycota; Sordariomycetes; Microascales; Microascaceae. The record is from RefSeq and is a predicted model, not a curated record. Bases 1 to 1236 code for a protein of 411 amino acids.